This is a messenger RNA of Peronospora matthiolae, 774 nucleotides long. NCBI's taxonomy places the organism in Eukaryota, Oomycota, Peronosporomycetes, Peronosporales, Peronosporaceae. The record is from the annotation of a GenBank genome assembly.
AUGUAUCUCAUGGUCGCCACACGUCCGGAUCUAGCUGCUGCAGUGGGAUCAUUAUCCCAGUUCUCGUCCGACCCAUGCCCGACUCACUGGCAAGCUUUGAAGCGUGUGCUGAGAUACCUGCAAGCAACGCCCAAUCAUGGUCUUGAGUUUACACGUGAAGAAGGAAGCCGUAUCUGCGGGUACACCGACGCAGACUGGGCCGGCGACAUUGAGUCAAGACGAAGUACAAGCGGCUAUGUGUUCAUGAUGAGCGGAGGAUGCAUCAGCUGGAAAAGCCAGAAACAACGGACGGUCGCGCUAUCUUCAACAGAAGCAGAAUACAUGGCGCUUUCCGAAGCAACCAAAGAAGCAGUAUGGCUCAAGGUGCUUUUGGGGGAACUUGGUGAGAUGACAAGCGACGAAGCGAUCAAGAUGUAUGAAGACAACCAAGGAUCAAUCGCUCUCGCCAAGAACCCGGAGUUCCAUAAGAGAACAAAACACAUCGACAUACGCUACCAUUUUGUGCGUGAGAAGGUGGAAUCAGGUGAAGUCGUUUUGGAGUAUUGCCCGACUCAAGAUAUGCUGGCAGACAUGAUGACCAAGCCGAUCGCCGCUGUACAAUUUGAAAACAUUCGCGAUCGACUUGGGAUCCAAGGUACCGCAGCUAACGAGUCGAGAGGGAGUGUUGAAAAGACAGCGGCUGUGAAGAAGACACCUCGUCAAGCUGCGUCAAGUGUUGAAGCAAGUGGAAGACCAAGCUUCGCUAUACCGGUGGGUACCGGUAUGUACCAGUAA